Messenger RNA from Rhagoletis pomonella (apple maggot), 3326 nucleotides. RefSeq names its product phosphotriesterase-related protein. The record is from RefSeq and is a predicted model, not a curated record. NCBI's taxonomy places the organism in Eukaryota, Metazoa, Arthropoda, Insecta, Diptera, Tephritidae. Gene Ontology annotation, biological process: catabolic process. The coding region runs from base 922 to 3183 and encodes 753 amino acids. The transcript is spliced from 9 exons. Gene Ontology annotation, molecular function: hydrolase activity, acting on ester bonds; zinc ion binding.
UUAACGUUACUAAAAUUCCCAUUGAAAAAGUUUUGUUAAUAUUGUUCUUGAAACAAUUUUUAACGGAAAGAGAAAAUGCAUCUUAUGUCGAACGAACUUUUUAUUUUGACAUCAGCGGCUCCAUUUUUUGCAAAUCUGUUUUUUACUACGUUAAACUAAACAUGCCAAAUGUGAAACAAGGCAUAGCUUAAAUACGGUUUUUCCAAAUAACUCGACCCUGGCGCUACCUAACGAGACCCCUUUUGGCAAAAAUGUUCCUGCUUACUUAACCAAUAUAUAUAUUAUAAAAAUCAGCUAAAUCGACCUAUAAAUAAGUUAGAUAUAGGACUUUUAUAUUUUUUCGAUAGACUUUUCGCUGGAAUCGCCCAUAUGUGGUACAAUACCAGAUUGCUGAAACGACGUUGACACAGAUUUGAUUAGCUUUAAGCUAUCAUUUGUCGAUUAGGAGUUUGAUAUUUCGCAAUCAUUUCGUCUGGUCUAUGCACUAGAAGAUAAGCUCUUCUUCGCUAUUUAAAAUUAUAUACAUACAUGUAUAAAUAAAUUUCAUCCAAGAUGACUGAAUACCCAUAGUUUAUAUCGUUACCAAUGCAGCUGGUAUCGAGACUGCUACAAGUAAAUAGUAACGAUUUUUGCUUAUAACAGUCGUUAGUUGAAUAUUUUUUUGGGUUAUACAUAUGAAUGCGGAGUAGACUUUACCGAUAUGCAUAAGAUUUUAGUAACUUGGUAUUCGGUACUCCUUCAAUAUAGACGGAAACUGAUCAUAUUAAAAUUGGAAAUUCCAUCACUAAAAUUUCGCUUUUCAAAGAUAUUUUAUAUUUUUCUGAUUUAUUUUGUUAAAUUGUACAAAUUUUAUACAUAUGUAACUAGUUAAAACUUAAACAAUAUUUAGACAAGAUAGUUUUAAGGCGUAGUUUUAGUACAAUGGAUGACGACAUAAUCGAUGUAAACUGUAAUCCAAAAAAACCACGUGAUAUAAACCUUGAACAUAUCACCACGGCCGAUUUACUUUUAAAGGGAGAAGUGGUGCAGACGCCAUGCACGGUAUUGAAUUCCGAUAUGCAUAGUUACUUGUAUAGAAAUUUUUAUGUUCAAAUUCUCUUCCAGCGUGCUGCAAAUUCUCCUGCUUAUAAUAUGGAUUUGUAUUUCAAGAAAGAAUUCAUGCAAGUAACAGGUAGUUUCAAAGAACGUGGCGCACGUUUUGCCCUACUUCUACUAUCCGAUAGGCAGAAGGAAAUUGGCGUUGUUUCAGCCUCAACCGGAAAUCAUGCUUUGGCCAUAAGUUAUCAUGGAAAUCAACUAAAUAUACCUGUUACUGUGGUAAUGCCCACCUGCACUUCCCGUUGGAAAAUCGAAAAAUGCCGCUCAUAUAAAGCAACUGUCAUUAUUGAAGGUCGCGACAUUGCCGAGUCCAGAAUAGUCGCAUUGGUCUUGGCCAAGGAGCGUCAAUUGGAAUAUAUUAAUGGCUACGAUCAUCCACAUGUUAUUGCUGGUUGUGGCACCAUUGGAUUUGAGGUUCUAAAUCAAGUACCAAAAAUCGAUGCUAUAGUUGUGCCAAUUGGUGGCGGCGGACUUAUAGCAGGAAUGGCCUUAACCGUUAAGAUGGCAUCACCAAAUACGAAGAUUAUUGGCGUGGAACUAGAAAAAUGUCCCAGCUUUACGCGUGCUCUGGAGAAUAAGUCACCAAUUUAUACGGCACCAAAUAGCUCAGUGGCUGAGGGUUUACUGGUGCCAACAGUGGGUUGUAAUGCCUUCCCUAUGGCAAACACAUUAAUCGACAAGUUAGUGGUGGUACGCGAGUCUUGGAUAACUCUAGCCAUGCUGCGGCUGGUUGAAGAAGAAGGGUGUAUAGUCGAAGGUGCUGCUGCCGUGGGCUUGGCAGCAAUAUUGGCGGGACAAUUGAAUGAGUUGCAAAUGAAAAGGGUCGUGGUUCUACUUACUGGCUGCAACACAGAUGUGGUGUCCUUCGGACGAGCUCUAGAACGCGGCUUGUUCGCAGAGCGUCGUUUAUUGCAGGCUGAUAGUGAUGAAAGUGAGCGCGAAGGUGGCUUACUCGAACUUUUGGAAAAACUUUCGAAACAUGGUUUAGCAGUUAAUGAUUUAUUGUCCGAGACUGUCUGGUUAAAGUUAGCCUACAAGAUGGAAGUGGUACUCGGUGCCAUUGAACCAAACCUGUUGGGCCGUACUCUCACCCACGAGCAUCUGGCAUUGGAUUUCGAGGGAUUCUACUGUGAACCACCUGAGGAAUUCAAAUCGUAUUUAAACAAAAAAAUUAGCCUUGAAACGAUCGGCUACGUACGUCAAUAUCCCUACUCGUCGCAUGAAAAUGUUCACUUCUAUGGCGAAGAGGUUAGCGAAGCGGUCAAGAAAGAUGUGGCGCUAUAUAAGAAAUUAGGUGGCGGUUCAAUAGUGGAAAAUAGUUCACAUGGACUAAAACGCAAUUUAGAACAUUUUGUCGAUGUGGCAAAAAGCACUGGAGUGCACAUAAUCGCUGGCACUGGCCAUUAUGUACACAAUUUGCAGGAGAAGGACCAUUUGAGUAUGUCCGUUGAGCAAAUGACCGAUUUGUAUUCAAGAGAAAUCAUCACUGGUGUUGAAGUGGAAGGUAUCGGCAUGGUGAAAUGUGGUUACAUUGGUGAAGUGGGUAGUGUCUAUCCGCUACAUGAUUUUGAAAAGCAUGCAAUACGCGCAACCGGUGAAAUACAAGAAGUACUCGGUUGCGGUGUUUCAUUUCAUCCAGGACGUGAUGUAGAGGCGCCAUUCGAGAUAAUGCGUCUGUACUUGGAAGCUGGUGGACGCGCUGACAAAGCCAUUAUGUCGCAUGUGGAUCGCACCCUUCUCGAUGUCGAUCAAUUGCUUGAGUUCUCUAAAUUAGGCAGCUAUAUUCAAUACGAUCUCUUUGGUACCGAGUGUUCAUUCUAUCAACUUAAUCCUGUCGUUGAUAUGCCAUCGGAUGGUCAGCGUAUUUCUAAUGUUUUGAAAUUGUUAGAGGAAGGUUUAGCGAACAGAAUAUUAUUGUCUCAUGAUAUACAUACCAGACACCGAUUGACUUCGUAUGGCGGUCAUGGCUACCAUCAUGUGUAUAUGAAUGUUUUGCCACGUCUGUUCGCAAAAGGUGUUUCUGUUGAGGAUGUGGAGCAGAUAACUGUAACAAACCCUGCAAAUUGGCUGCAAUUCAACAUCUAAUCGUGAUGUUUAUGGGCUUAUUUUUAACUAUACGUGUCAAAGGUUUAUUCUAUUUAAUAAUUAUACAUAUUCUACGAUGGUUUCAAAAAGUGUUGUUACAAAUUAUUAUUAUAAAGUUUGGCCUGAAGUUUAUUUAAAUUAAA